Messenger RNA from Trichogramma pretiosum, 1944 nucleotides. RefSeq names its product protein AATF-like (gene Aatf). Gene Ontology annotation, cellular component: nucleolus; nucleus. Lineage: Eukaryota; Metazoa; Arthropoda; Insecta; Hymenoptera; Trichogrammatidae. The transcript is spliced from 3 exons. The record is from RefSeq and is a predicted model, not a curated record. Bases 316 to 1923 code for a protein of 535 amino acids. Gene Ontology annotation, biological process: regulation of transcription by RNA polymerase II.
GAUCCUUAUACAAAUCUGUAAUAAACAAUUUUAAUAUUUAUUCGAAAAUUCUCCAUCGCACGCUACUGUUGAUAUUCCACACACGGAGCCACUUUACAGCAAGUAGAUAUCAUGACUGUCAUAUUGUGUAUACUGACCGUUGACUGGCGCACGCGCCCGGCGACAAUCCGACUGCAGAGUGCAGACGAACGAGCGCUCCGCCGCCGAAUACGCACAUGUGCUCAAGCCGUAACAUCACGGAAGCAAGGUUAUACUAAUCGCUAUACUAAUCGCUAUAUAUUUAUUGUUUACGCGUGAAAAAAUUGUGUAUCAAUCAUGUCUAAGCCCAAGAAAAACGUUGGUUCAAUGCUGAAGAAUUUAUGGGAUCCGACUCCUAAUCUCACCUUUUCAGAUGAUGAAGCCGAAGAAACCAAAGCUAAGGUUGCUGAUUUCGAUGAAGAAUUAGAAUUGCCAGAUGAUUAUAAAACUGGACCCAGUUCUUCUAAGCUUCGAAAACGAAAUGCUGAUCUUCUUGGUGACAUCGAUCGCAGAUAUAGAGGAAAAAAAGUAUCUAGCAAACAAAUUUUCCAACAAAGUUCUGAUGAAAGUUCUGGUAAAGAUGAUGAUAACGAUGAUGAUGGGAGUAUUGAUCUUAGCAAUGAUGAAGGUGAUGGAAGUAUUGUCAGCGGUGAUGAAGAUAAUGAAAAUGAUGGUGGUGACGAUGACGAUCAAAGUGACAGUUCUAGUGAAAAUAUACAACAAGAAUCUGAUGAUGAUAAUGAUUCAUCAGGCAAUAAAGAAUUUGCAGAAGGCUCGUAUGAUGAAAAUAGCGAUGAAAAUAGUGAUGAAAAUGAGGAUGAUGAUGAAUUAGAUGAAAGUCGUGAUUAUUCAAAUCCACUGCUUAGAGAAAGAAAGAAAGAUAUUGUUUUAGUAAAACCUAGUGAUUUACGUGAGGAAAUAUAUAAAGGCAACUGCAUUAAAGAGCAAUUAAAUAUUUGGGAAAACAUUUUACAAAUGCGAAUUCUCGCACAAAAGGUUUUAAAUACAAGUAAUAAAAUGCCACAACAUGAUGUUUAUCCUACCUUUGCUAGUAACGAAGAAUUUAAAAAGAAGAGUGAAGAAACUAAAAGCAAACUUCGUGCAGUAUUGAAUAAUUUAUUAUCAUUACAAACCGAAUUGCUGAACAAUUUCCCAGAAACAAAAAAUCUAUUAUCUGGAAAAAGAAAAGCAAAUGAUGAAGAUAAUAAUGAUGAAGAUGAUGAAGAGAUCCCUUCAGAUUUUGAAGGAGAAGAAAUAGAAAGUGAAGAUCAUAGUGAAGAAGAAAUUUCUGAAGAAAAGUCUGAAAAGAAAACAGAUAAACAACCACCCAAAAAGAAAAUGAAACUUUCAGAUUAUGAAAAAGUGUUGGCUAAAAAUCAUAAGCUGCUAAAAGAGUACAGAGAGCCGAUUAUUCAAAAAUUGAAUGAUAAAACUAGGGUUGCAACCGGUGUUAUUAGCAAAGAUCGUAAACUAUCUGUGGUAGAGAAAAUAGAUUUUGCUUUUUCCAAUAGAGAUAAAUUAGUGAAAAAAACUCAAUUGAAACGUUCUGAUUAUGAAAUUAUUGGGAAAUCAUCACCCACAGUUGAAGACAAUGAUGGACGUAGAACUGAAGAAUAUGAUGCUGAAAUUUUUGAUGAUUAUGAUUUUUAUCAUUCCCUGUUGCGCGAUUUCAUUAAUAGCAAAUUGUCUGACACAACUGAUCCAAACCAGUUGACUCAAAAGUGGAUUGAGCUUGAUAAAAUGCGCAGUAAAAUGAAAAGGAAAAUUGACACAAAGGCCACAAAAGGACGAAGGCUUCGCUAUAAUGUACAUCAAAAACUUGUUAACUGGAUGGCACCGAUUCCAGAUAACAUGUGGACAGAUAAUGGGAAAGAUGAACUCUUUAGCUCUUUGUUCAAAAAGUAAGCAACAAAUAUUAAUUUAACU